Messenger RNA from Fundulus heteroclitus (mummichog), 1536 nucleotides. RefSeq names its product doublecortin domain-containing protein 2. Gene Ontology annotation, biological process: intracellular signal transduction. Lineage: Eukaryota; Metazoa; Chordata; Actinopteri; Cyprinodontiformes; Fundulidae. Gene Ontology annotation, cellular component: microtubule organizing center; microtubule. The record is from RefSeq and is a predicted model, not a curated record. The coding region runs from base 196 to 1368 and encodes 390 amino acids. The transcript has 12 exons.
CAUUGAUUCUUGUUGCCAUGGACACGGCUUUUGUUCUGGGGGUUAAGUAGCAACGAACAGGAGGGAUAAGUUUCAAGAUGACGCCCCUCUCCUGCGGAUGAGUUGUUUCCCGCAUCGGCUGCCAGCUCCAGUUGCGUCUCCAGCUGGUUGCGUCCCAGAUCCACCUGGAGCACAUUUACGCGCGUCCGGUGAAACAUGCCGGUGAGCGCACGGAGGAAAGCGGCUCUGCCUCCGACCAAAACAGUCACCGUCUACAGGAACGGAGACGCCUUCUAUCCCGGGAGACAGGUGGUGUUGAACCCCCGGCAGGUGUCGACCUUCGACAACCUUCUGAGCACCUUGACCCGGCACCUGGAGGCUCCGUUCGGCGUCAGGAGGCUGUACACGCCCGCGCAGGGCCACCGGGUGCGGAGCCUGGACCAGCUGAAGCAUCGGAGCGCGUACGUUGCAGCGGGGAACGAGCCGUUCAAGCUGCUGGAUUAUUCUGGCAUAGCCACCAUGAAGGCACGGAAAAGCAGAAAUAAACUGAUCCAGCCGAUGGCUCGCUCCAGAAUAGUUGCUUCAGCUCGCUGGAAGAAAAUCACAGAUGGAACCUGCACAAUAAAUGUCUUUACCAACGGCGAGCUUCUGGUUCCUCCAGCUCGGGUCCGGAUCCCAAAGCACACUCUUAAAAGCUGGGAGAACGUGUUGUCCAUGGUGACGCAUAAAGUGGAUCUCCGCACUGGGGCUGUUUUCAAGCUUUGCAAGUUAGAUGGGCAGCCUGUCUGUGGACCUUCUGAACUGGAGAACCAUCAACAUUAUGUUGCAGUUGGUGCGGAGAAGUUCAAACAUCUCCCGUAUGAUGAGUGGGUUCCCUGCAGGAAUUUGAUCAAGAAGAAAAAUGCAACUCAAGGCCAAGCUCUCCCGCCUGCUGCUAGAAACAAAAGACUGGAAAACAAUACGGUAUGCGUUCGAGAGGACCUUGAGCUCGCAGUCGGGGGCCAGAUGAAGGAACAUGCAGCCAAGACGGAGCGAGUCGAGCAGCAGAGGCAGGUGUCCAGAAUCCCAGCGCUCCUCACCGCAGGAGCCGGCAGCAUUUUCAAUGCAACACGCAAAAGAAGUGAGGUGGAGGGAGCGGCGGAGGUGCACGAAGACCCGGAGCUGAAGGCGGACCUGCCCAUUGAUCAGGUCGAAGCCAAGGAAGUUGAAGAAGAGCUUGAAACAAACAGGAAGGGCUUCCUCCAGGAUUCCGACGCCACGUGUCUGCCCAACCCUUCGGCUGCAGGUCCCAGGAAAGAUGACGGGCAGGAAGAGAAGGAGGCGACGCGUCGCUUCGCCAGGAUACGGUCACGGAUGUCCCGCUUUUUCAAGGGAUUAAUGAAAUUCUGACGCUUUUUUCUUCGGUCAAUGCAUUUUCAGUUCAAAAAGAGCUGCAAACACGUCGCAGGACUGCUAAAAUCCCGCCGUCCUUGUUCUCAUCCGUCUCCGGAGGCCAGCUUCUCAUCGAUGAGACAAAACAGCGCUGUGAACCAAAUAAAAACGUCUUGCCUCUUGACA